GCAUCGCUGUUCUGUCUGCAUAUUCAAUUCACCUCCUGCUUAAAAGUGCCGGAGUUGUAGCUGCUCUUCAAAAUUGGAAAGACAAUCGAAUAAGCCAUUGAAAUAUGGCAGGGAAUAUUGACAAGAAAAUGAUUCCACGACCAUAUCUACAACCAAAACACUAAUUAAAGCCAGGAAAUCAUCUUUUCUGCCCUACCAUCUCAAAGGUAUCCGUGCAUAUGAGCAGCUGGGAAAUCGAGCUUUUGGACCUCCGGGRAAAAUGCUGGCUGCCAUCAUCAUCACUGUGCACAAUAUUGGAGCCAUGUCCAGUUAUCUUUACAUUGUAAAGUCGGAGCUCCCUCUGGUAAUUCAGGCUUUUCUUGGUAAACACGGAAACACAGGAGAAUGGUUCCUGAAUGGAAACUAUUUGAUCAUCAUUGUUAGUGCCAUCAUCAUUCUUCCCCUUGCACUCAUGAAACGGCUCGGCUACCUUGGCUAUACAAGUGGCUUCUCUCUCUCCUGCAUGGUGUUUUUCCUUAUUUCAGUCAUCUACAAGAAAUUCAGCCUCCCCUGCUUGUUUGAUGCCAGUAAUGCCACAGCCCUUCAUAAUGAUACCUUCUUAAAGCUUAAUUCAACAUGUGAUGCCAAACUAUUUACCAUCAACUCUGAGGCAGCGUACACCAUCCCGAUCAUAGCUUUCGCUUUUGUCUGCCACCCAGAGGUGUUGCCCAUCUACACAGAGUUACGGAAUGCCAACAAGAACCGCAUGCAGAAAGUUGCCAACAUCUCCAUCCUGGCCAUGUUUGUUAUGUAUCUGCUGACAGCUAUCUUUGGUUACCUCACCUUUUACGCUGGAGCCGAGGCAGAGCUGCUUCACACCUACAGUAAAGUGGAUCCUCUGGACGUCCUGAUUCUCUGCGUGCGUCUGGCUGUGCUGGUGGCCGUCACUCUGACCGUCCCUGUGGUUCUGUUCCCAAUUCGCAGAGCGGUGCUCCAGAUCUUCUUCCCUGAUAAGCCUUUCCACUGGGCCAGACAUGUCCUCAUUGCAUUCAGUCUCAUCUUUGUGGUCAACUUGCUCGUUAUAUUUGUCCCUUCAAUCAAGGACAUCUUUGGUGUCAUCGGAGCCACUUCGGCCCCCAGUCUCAUUUUCAUCCUGCCCUCCAUCUUCUACAUCCGUAUUGUUCCUGAAGACCAGGAACCUUUGAAGUCAAAACCAAAGAUUCAGGCCGCAUGCUUUGCAGCAUUAGGAUUCAUCUUUAUGAUCAUGAGCCUGUCAUUUAUAGUCAUCGACUGGAUUUCYGGAAAGUCCCAAAGCGGAGGCGGCCACUAGCUUUKCGCUAGAUAUGCUGUGACAGAACAAAGGUACAACAAACAGAAUGUCAACCAAAACUUUCCCAGAAAUUAUCAUCCCGUUCAGCUGAGAUCCGGUCCAGAGUCUGGAGACUUUCAACGAAGGAAAAACAAACGAAGAGCCUUCGCCAGUGUCGAAAUCAGGAAAAUGUUUUGACGUGUGAUGGCACAGAAAAAUGUCCUGUUGAGGAGGAAGGAGCACAGGAUGGCACRACGUUUGUUCUGUCUGAGUCCGCCGCCCUGCCGCAGCUCAAAGUCAGGGUGAAGGUGGCAGCAAGAGGAUGAAUGAGAACAGCAUGACUAAGAUGUUCCAYGGAAUAGUUCAGUCACUGCCAACAGCCCUCCAGUACACUUCCCUAAUAUUUCAAAUUACAUUUAUUUACUGUUUCACCAAACAAAACAGAAUAGUUUUGAUUAGGUUCUCCUACAUUUGUCUUGAAAAAUAUUAAGAACAAUGACUGCAUUUCCACAGAGAUUCUUAUAUUUGGUAAAGAAACAACUACCUAUGAAGUGAAGUUCAACUAAUGUGAUAUUAUUUUUAUGUCUCUUGUUGUGAAUGAUGUAAAAAAUUACUAUCUUUCAGGCAGAGUCUGAGGUGACCAAAUAAUCCGGUGCAAUAUGCAGGAUUUUGCUGCUGUUCAGACAAUUUGCUGGAAAUCAUGUGAAUCAAAAUGCAGAAAAAUGUUUUUGCACAAGGAACGCAAUGUUUUUUGUUUUUUUUUAAUAUUAGUUUAGCUGCAGACCAAAGAGUGUAUUUAUGCAGUUAUACUGACGGAGAAGUUACCUCUUUUUAAUUUAUCAGGUGUAAAAGUAGAGCCACAAAGCAUUCAGUGUUACAAAGCAUGUUUCAUCACGUUCAGAAACGUUUCAGUAUGUUACCCAUUGAUAAGGUUAAAAUAAAGGGUUUUCUGUGAAAUUGGUCCAAAACAUCUGUUACCUUUGUGAAGCAACCUGUUCAUUUUCUGACUGGUUUUUACUAACAUAUCGCAAUAAAAAUCUUUUGUUUCUA
Poecilia reticulata (guppy) is the source of this 2338-nucleotide messenger RNA. The record is from RefSeq and is a predicted model, not a curated record. NCBI's taxonomy places the organism in Eukaryota, Metazoa, Chordata, Actinopteri, Cyprinodontiformes, Poeciliidae.